Acomys russatus (golden spiny mouse) is the source of this 1496-nucleotide messenger RNA. It is a transcript of the gene Slc18b1, whose product is annotated as solute carrier family 18 member B1. The record is from RefSeq and is a predicted model, not a curated record. Gene Ontology annotation, molecular function: transmembrane transporter activity. Lineage: Eukaryota; Metazoa; Chordata; Mammalia; Rodentia; Muridae. The transcript has 13 exons. Gene Ontology annotation, biological process: transmembrane transport. Bases 105 to 1352 code for a protein of 415 amino acids.
GGCAGUAUGUUUGCUUUCAAGAUGACGGUCCUGGAGGGGGCACAGGAGAGACAUCCAGUCGACUUUCAAGGGAACAGGCUUUCGUACUGGUGUCCGCGGCUUCAAUGAACUUAGGCUGCAUGAUGACCUAUUCCAUCCUUGGACCGUUUUUCCCUAAGGAGGCAGAAAAGAAGGGGGCCAGCAACACCAUGAUUGGGAUGAUAUUUGGAUGUUAUGCUUUAUUUGAGUUGCUGGCAUCUUUGGUGUUUGGGAAACAUCUUGUUUACAUUGGAGCCAAAUUUAUGUUUAUAGCAGGAAUGUUUAUCUCAGGAGGAGUUACCAUUCUUUUUGGUGUCUUGGAUCAGCUUCCAGAAGGACCCAUAUUUAUUACCAUGUGCUUUCUGGUGAGAAUAGUAGAUGCCAUAGGCUUUGGCGCAGCCAUAACGGCAUCGUCUUCCAUCCUCGCAAAAGCUUUCCCAAAUAAUGUGGCUACAGUCAUGGGAAGUCUUGAAGUCUUCUCUGGACUGGGGCUGGUGGCAGGCCCCCCUCUAGGGGGUGUGCUGUACCAGUCCUUUGGCUAUGAAGUGCCUUUUAUUCUUCUGGGGUGCACGGUCCUGCUGCUGAUACCACUCAACCUAUGUAUUUUGCCAAGUUACGAGUCUGAUCCAAGCCAACAGUCCUUCUGGAAACUCAUCACCUUGCCCAAGGUGGGCCUCACAGCCUUCGUCAUCAUCUCACUCAGCUCCUGCUUUGGUUUCCUUGAUCCAAACCUGUCUCUCUUUGUCAUGAAGAAGUUUGGUUUGUCAGCUGGAUACGUGGGACUGGUCUUCCUGGGUCUGUCGCUGUCCUACACCAUUUCUUCGCCGCUGUUUGGUCUACUCAGUGAUAAGAUGCCUAAUCUGCGGAAAUGGUUUCUGGUUUUUGGAAAUUUAAUUACAGCUGGGUGCUACAUGCUCUUAGGACCCAUACCCGUUCUUCACAUUAAAAGUCAGCUCUGGCUCCUGGUGCUGGUGCUGCUUGUGAAUGGCAUCUCUGCAGGAAUGAGCAUCAUCCCGACGUUUCCCGAGAUGCUCAGCUGUGCGUAUGAAAAUGGGUUUGAAGAGGGAAUAGGCACACUGGGACUCGUAUCUGGUCUUGUUGGUGCCAUGUGGUCCAUUGGUGCUUUCCUGGGACCAACACUGGGCGGAUUUCUGUGUGAGAAAAUUGGUUUCGAGUGGGCAGCAGCUAUCCAAGGCCUAUGGACUCUGAUAAGUGGACUUGUGAUGGGCUUAUUUUACCUCCGGGAGCACUCCAAGACUAGAAGAAGAUCUAAAGCACAAAACAUCGUUGGCACAGAGGAGGAACAAGCUGUUCUCUUGCCUAAUGACUCCUAGCUUUGCAAGGCCUGGGGCAGGAGCAACUGCUGGCUGGAGGAGCUUCCUGUGUGCCACCCAGAGCUUCCUGUACUCGCAUCCUGGACUCCUCAGGCUGGUUUUAGAUAACACUGGCCCUGACUCCUGAGCUUAGUGUACUUCCAG